AAAGUGUCAUACAGAUGGUAAAAAGCUAUAAAUAAGACUGGUGACGAUCAGGAAAGGUAAAGUCACGCAAUGGCGGGGCUUCAAUUCCUCCUUCUCUUAUCUGUUUCCAUACUUAUUGCCAACGGAAAAAUCAUCAAAAACGCUAGGCACGAGGUGCGGAAAUUCCCUGACAACUUUUUGUUCGGCACAGCCACAGCUUCUUACCAGGUAGAAGGAGCGUGGGAUGAAGAUGGAAAAUCGGAAAGUAUUUGGGAUCACAUUACCCACGAGAAUCCCUGUGUUACAAAAGAUUGUUUGAAUGGCGACAUCGCUGAUGAUUCUUAUCACCAAUAUAAGAGAGAUGUAGAGAUGAUGAGGGAGCUGGGCCUUGACUAUUACAGAUUUUCUCUCUCGUGGCCAAGAAUUUUACCAACUAGCUUUCCAGAUCAAAUAAACGAACUAGGUGUUCAGUAUUAUAAUAAUUUAAUUGAUGAAAUGCUAAAGUACAAUAUUAAACCAAUGAUUACGUUGUAUCAUUGGGAUUUGCCUCAAAAACUGCAGGAGAUGGGUGGAUGGACCAACCCUAACAUAAUUGACUGGUACUCAGACUACGCUCGUGUUGCUUUUGGGUUAUUUGGUGAUAGAGUCAAAGAUUGGAUCACAAUCAAUGAACCGCACCCAGUUUGUUACUAUGGUUAUGGAGAUAAAGCAAUGGCUCCUCUUCUUAACAUCAAGGGUAUCGCAGACUAUAUGUGUACGAAAAACUUAUUGUUAGCUCACGCUAAAGCGUACCACAUCUACGACAAAGAAUUCCGACCGACACAGGGUGGUAAGAUUUUUAUUGCACUGAGCGCACAAUGGUACGAUACUGAGUACGAGGAAUUUUCAGUUGCAGCUGAGGAAGCUAACGAUUUCUCGUGGGCGAUUUAUUCUCAUCCCAUAUUUUCGGAAACCGGCGAUUUCCCGAAAUCUUUAAAAGAAACAGUAGCCGCUAAAAGCGCUGAACAAGGUUUUCGCAGAUCAAGGCUGCCGGAAUUCACUCAGGAGGAAAUUGACUACAUCCGCGGUACAUCUGAUUAUUUUGGACUUAAUCACUACUCUACAAAAUAUGUUUAUCGUAAUGAAUCUACGAUAAAUUAUUACGAGUCACCGUCGUUUGAAGAUGAUCUAGGUGUUAUAAUGUACACCUAUGAUGACUGGAAGAUUGGGGAAUCGGAAUUCACAAAAUUUGUUCCAUGGGGAUUCUACAAACUGUUAACAAAAAUCAGAGUAGAUUAUGGUAAUCCUUCUGUGAUAAUUACUGAAAAUGGUUUUGCAACACUCGGAGGCUUGAACGAUGACGAUCGCAUUACUUACUACAAGUAUUAUAUGAACGCCAUGCUGGAUGCUAUUGAGGAUGGAUCUGAUGUUCAGGGAUACACGGCUUGGAGUCUAAUGGAUAAUUUUGAAUGGUUACAAGGCUAUACGCAACGUUUCGGUUUGUACGAGGUGGACUACGAGAGCGCGGAACGCACGCGCACGCCGCGCAAGUCCGCCUUCGUGUACAAGCAAAUUGUGCGAACGCGCGAACUCGACAUGCACUACGAGCCCGACACCGACGUCAUGACCAUCGACGAGGGACACAUAGUGAUAAAAGUGACAUGUUUGCCUGCUAAAACUAGUAUAAAUAAAGCUAGUUUUCUUCGCUGGAGGUUAAGUCACGCAAUGGCGGCGUUACAGAUACUUUUUCUUGUUACUGCGUCUAUAAUAAUAACUGAAAGCAAAAUAAUUAAUCAAGUUCGACAUGAAGUUAGGAAAUUUCCUGACAAUUUUCGUUUCGGCACAGCCACCGCUUCCUAUCAGGUAGAAGGAGCAUGGAAUGAAGACGGAAAAACCGAAAGCAUUUGGGACCAUGUGACCCACGAAAAUCCAUGCAUUACAACGGACUGUUUAAAUGGCGAUAUCGCAGACGAUUCUUAUCACCAAUAUAAGAGAGAUGUAGAGAUGAUGCGGGAGCUAGGCCUGGAUCAUUACAGAUUUUCACUUUCGUGGCCAAGAAUUUUACCAACCAGUUUUCCCGACAAAAUCAACGAAGCAGGAGUUCAGUAUUAUAACAAUUUGAUUGAUGAAAUGCUUAAAUACAACAUUCAGCCAAUGAUUACGCUGUAUCAUUGGGACUUGCCACAAAAACUUCAAGACAUGGGUGGAUGGACCAACCCUAAUAUUAUUGACUGGUACUCAGACUACACGCGUGUUGCGUUUGAGUUAUUUGGGGAUAGAGUUAAGGAUUGGAUUACAAUCAAUGAAGCUCACGCAGUCUGCUAUGCUGGCUAUGGAGACAAAGCGUUGGCACCCCUUCUUAACAUCAAGGGUAUCGCAGACUAUAUGUGUACGAGAAACUUGUUGUUAGCUCAUGCAAAAGCAUAUCACAUUUACGAUAAAGAGUUUCGUCCAACUCAGGGUGGAAAGAUUUCCAUGACUAUUGUCGCGCAGUAUUAUGAUACAGAACAUGAAGAAUUCGCACAAGCUGCUGAAGAAGCAAAUGAUUUCUCGUGGGGCCUUUAUACUCACCCUAUAUUUUCGGAAACUGGCGAUUUUCCAAAGUCCCUUAAAGAAAGAGUAGCCGCUAAAAGCGCAGAACAAGGAUUUCCCAGAUCAAGGCUUCCGGAAUUCACUCAAGAGGAAAUUGACUACAUUCGCGGUACAUCUGAUUACUUAGGACUUAAUCACUAUUAUACAAGUUUUGUUUAUCGCAAUGAGUCUACCAUGAACUAUUACGAGACACCGUCCUUCGAUGAUGACUUGGGUGUUAUGAUGUACACGUAUGACGAUUGGAUUAUUGGUGAAUCUGAUUUCACGAAAUUUGUUCCAUGGGGUUUCUACAAGCUAUUAACGAAGAUAAGAGAGGAUUAUAGAAAUCCUACAAUUGUUAUAACAGAGAAUGGGUUUGCAUCACACGGGGGGUUGAAUGAUGACGAUCGCAUUAAAUACUACAGACAUCACUUGAGCGCUGUACUGGACGCCAUUGAAGACGGAUCAGAUAUCCAAGGUUAUACGGCAUGGAGUAUGAUGGACAAUUUCGAAUGGCUAAGAGGAUACACUGAGCGCUUUGGUUUAUACGAGGUGGACUACGAAAGCGCGGAGCGCACACGCACGCCGCGCAAGUCUGCCUUCGUGUACAAGCAGAUUGUGCGCACGCGGGAACUCGACAUGCACUAUGAGCCCGACACUGACGUCAUGACUAUCGACGAGGGACACUGAACAUUUGCUAUAUCUUACAUCGAAUUAUAAAAACGUUACAAA
Molecule: messenger RNA, 3261 nt
Organism: Papilio polytes (common Mormon)
Lineage: Eukaryota; Metazoa; Arthropoda; Insecta; Lepidoptera; Papilionidae
Product: lactase-phlorizin hydrolase-like
Exons: 12
Coding region: 70-3219 (1049 amino acids)
Biological process (GO): carbohydrate metabolic process
Molecular function (GO): beta-glucosidase activity
Source: RefSeq, a predicted model, not a curated record